Messenger RNA from Canariomyces notabilis, 471 nucleotides. RefSeq lists its product as uncharacterized. NCBI's taxonomy places the organism in Eukaryota, Fungi, Ascomycota, Sordariomycetes, Sordariales, Chaetomiaceae. The transcript is spliced from 2 exons. The record is from RefSeq and is a predicted model, not a curated record. Bases 1 to 471 code for a protein of 156 amino acids.
AUGUCUUGGGUUUUUCGAUACCCGGACAUGCCCAUCCUGACAAACGACUUUGAGGAAACUACAAGCGCAACGUUAGAAAACACAAUGGACGAUGCCAUGGUUCCCGCGAUAAUCAUCGACGUCAUCUUGGUGAUGGCCUGCUUCAUCAUGCUGGCAAUCAAGUUCAAAAUCGACUCUACCACCGAUCCAGCUGUGUUCCGGAACUUCGACCAUGGCUUGCCGCUGAGCAAUCCAACCCAGGAUCGACUCGUUCCGCUUUCGAAAGUUUGCUCGAGUCCCCAGGAAGAAUGCGAGCCUCGGACGCAGAGCGGUCAUCAUGGCAUAAACUUAACUGCUCGGGUCGAAGACCAGGGAUCCAAAUCUGCAGAAGACGCGGCUGGAACCACGAUCAGUGAGCCCCGAGCUGUACACCCCUACCAGUCCCCGACUAAAGACUGCGGCUCCUACACGGUUCACACCAACUGCCCUUGA